Scaptodrosophila lebanonensis is the source of this 2172-nucleotide messenger RNA. RefSeq names its product UDP-glucuronosyltransferase 2C1 (gene Ugt49C1). The transcript is spliced from 6 exons. The coding region runs from base 49 to 1644 and encodes 531 amino acids. The record is from RefSeq and is a predicted model, not a curated record. Gene Ontology annotation, molecular function: UDP-glycosyltransferase activity. Lineage: Eukaryota; Metazoa; Arthropoda; Insecta; Diptera; Drosophilidae.
GCAGUCGGUUUUUUGGAGAGUGUUGGAAUACAUUUUUUUGCGAAUUCAAUGAAGUUGUCGCGGUUUAGACUUUUGCUGCUCUCCUGUUUCUUAAUUAUUGAGCAGGCGCCGCAGACGACGAGAGCAUCCAAGAUUUUGGCGGUGUAUGCCUUUCCAGGAAAGAGUCACUACAUGAUGCACACAGCACUGAUCAGGGAGCUUAUAGCCAAUGGCCACCAAGUAACCAUGAUAGCAGCCUUUUCACUGGAGUCCCAAAAACUGGGCAGCAACUACACGGAGAUAUUAAUAGAGCCCGUCUACGAUUUCUGGCAUGAUGUGAAACUCAGCUUUGGGGCUCAACAUCUGUUCGAGCUCACGCGUAUGGACAACUACGACUUUCUGAAAAUGCUCCAGAUUAUUGGACUGAAGACCACAGAGCAUGCGCUGAAGCAGCCCAAGGUGCAGGCCCUCAUCCAUGCCAAGGAGACGGAGGGUGUCUUUGAUUUGUUGUUGGCCGAGCAAUUCUAUCAGGAGGCCUUCCUAGCCCUCGCCUACAAGUACCGCAUACCGAUUGUAACCACCAGCACGCUGGGCUAUGAGAACCACAUGAGCCAGAUGAUGGGACUGAUCACGCCCUGGUCUUUCGUGCCACACGGUUUUCUGCCCUUCACCGAUCGUAUGUCGUUCUUCGAACGGCUAAAGAACAGCUUCGUCUCGAUGUUCGAAGACCUGCAUCGCCUGCUUAUCUACUUUCCACAAAUGGAUGCCUUAACUCAACAACAUUUCGGCAAUGUGCUCGCAGAAGUUCCAAAGGUCAAGGAUAUGGAGCAUCAAAUUUCGGUAAUGCUGCUCAACAGUCAUGCUCCACUGACCACGGCCCGACCCACCGUAGACGCUAUGAUACCUGUGGGUGGCAUGCACAUAUAUCCCCCCAAGCCGUUGCCCGCCGACAUCAAAGCGUUUUUAGACGGAGCUACCGACGGCGCCAUCUUCUUCAGUCUGGGCAGCAAUGUGCAGAGCAAGGAUAUGCCAGCGGAUAUGGUACAGCUAUUUCUGGAUGUCUUCAGGUCGCUGAAACAGCGCAUCCUCUGGAAAUUUGAAGAUGACAUGGGUGCUCUUCCCCCAAAUGUAAUGAUCAAGAAGUGGAUGCCCCAGGCCGAUAUUCUGGCGCAUCGUAAUGUGAAGGUGUUUAUCACGCAUGGUGGUCUGUUUGGCACCCAAGAAGGAGUUCACUAUGCAGUGCCCUUGCUGGGCAUACCCUUCUAUUGUGAUCAGCAUCUGAACAUGAAUAAAGCUGUGCUGGGAGGCUAUGCCAUUAGUCUGCACUUCCAGUCGAUCACAAAGGAUAUACUCAGGGACUCGCUAAUGCAGCUGAUAUACAAUGCCACCUUUAAGGAGAAUAUGAAGCAAGUCUCGGCCGUCUUUCGGGACAGGGCGAUGGAUGCCCGCAAGAGCGCCGUCUACUGGAUAGAAUACGUCAUACGUCACAAGGGAGCGCCUCACAUGCAUUUGGCCGGCUUGGAUCUCAACUGGUUCCAAUUCUAUUUACUCGAUGUUAUUCUUUUCGUAGUAGCGACUAUCAUUUUUACGCUCCUAGUUCUAUGGCUGGUAGUCCGGCUCCUGCUUGGUAGCGACAGAAACUACAGAAAGGCCAAGCGGCAUUGAAACAAUAUUUGAUCGAUAGACUUAUUGAUGAGAGCCAGUUUUUAAAGUUGUACUAAAUAGUUUAUAGUACUUAUAUAGUUAGUAGUUAUGUAGAACAAACAUUUUACAAAGGCUUCGAAAUAUUUACGGCUUACAGGGACUCUAUCAGUAGGGGCUAGUUGUAGGAAUUACUUCACACCGACCGCACAAUUUUCGCGAUUUUCCGGAAACAAAUUAAUGUCGACACAUUUGUUCAUCACUAGAUUCGGGUUGAAACUGAGGAUGUCAUUCAUUUUAUCGCUCACUUCAUUUAGAAAUUUCCAAAGUUAAUGUUCAGAUGAAAGUCAACGCACGCUGUGCUCUGAUUAAUGUACUCGGCAGACUAUACAGACAGAAUUAUCAGGUUUGCAGCAUACCCGUAUAAUUAAAUGGGCACCAGGAAGUCGCAUUUCAGAGCCAAAUGGAAUCACAAAUAUGAAGCCCAAAAAUUGUAAUUAUAAUGAAAAAAGUAAAUAGGUAAAUAGAAAAAUCUCACAGCAUGUAAUAAAU